Messenger RNA from Solanum pennellii, 1468 nucleotides. RefSeq lists its product as uncharacterized. Gene Ontology annotation, molecular function: serine-type endopeptidase inhibitor activity. The record is from RefSeq and is a predicted model, not a curated record. Bases 103 to 1338 code for a protein of 411 amino acids. NCBI's taxonomy places the organism in Eukaryota, Viridiplantae, Streptophyta, Magnoliopsida, Solanales, Solanaceae. The transcript is spliced from 4 exons.
UUUUAGUAACUAUGUUUUUUUAAUCACUCGUUUGGCUAUAAAUAGGUGAAGGAGGAUAGACACUCCUCAACCCAAACAAAAGAAGUAAAAAGAAUCCAUAAUAUGGCUGUUCACAAACAAGUUAGUUUCCUUGCUUACCUACUACUUGUUCUUGGAUUAUUGCUACUUGUAAGCGCGGUGGAACAUGUUGAUGCCAAGCCUUGUACUAAAGAAUGUGGUCAUCUUGGGUUUGGGAUAUGCCCACGUUCACAAGGAAGUCCGCAAAAUCCCAUAUGCACCAAUUGCUGUUCAGGUUUUAAAGGUUGCAAUUAUUAUAGUAUUAAUGGGACUUUUAUUUGUGAAGGACAAUCUGACCCAAAAAAACCAAAAGCUUGCCCCUUAAAUUGUGAUCCAGAUAUUGCCUAUUCAAAGUGUCCCCGAUCAGGAGGAAAGACGUUUAUUUAUCCCACUGGAUGUACCACAUGUUGCACGGGAUACAAAGGUUGCUACUAUUUCGGUAAAGAUGGCAAGUUUGUUUGUGAAGGAGAGAGCGAUGAACCCAAGGCAUGUACCCUGGAAUGUGACCCUAGAGUUGCAUACAUGACUUGUCCAUCUUCUGGAUUGGCCAAACUUAGCCAAGUUUGUGUUAAUUGUUGCACUGCAGGAGAGGGUUGCAAACUCUAUGGAUAUGAUGGAUCUUUAAUUUGUACUGGAGAGCCUCAGAGCUAUAUAUCUACAGCAUACAUAUCUACAAUGGCUGUUUACAAAGUUAGUUUCCUUGCUCACCUACUUGUUCUUGGAAUGUGUCUACUAGUAAGCACGGUGGAACAUGCUAAUGCUUGUACUAAAGAAUGUGGUAAUCUUGGCUAUGGGAUAUGCCCAGGUUCAGAAGGAAGUCCAGAAAAUCCAAUAUGUACCAAUUGUUGCUCGGGCUAUAAGGGUUGCAACUAUUAUAACGCUAAUGGAACUUUUAUUUGUGAAGGAACGUCUGAUCCCAAAAAUCCUAACAUUUGCCCCUCAUAUUGUGAUCCACAAAUUGCCUAUUCAAAGUGUCCACGUUCAGAAGGAAAGACGAUAAUUUAUCCCACAGGAUGUACCACGUGUUGCACUGGUUACAAGGGUUGCUACUAUUUUGGUCAAGAUGGAGAGUUUGUGUGUGAAGGAGAGAGUAUUGAACCUAAGGGUUGUACUAAAGAAUGUGACCCUAGAGUUGCUUAUAUGACUUGUCCAUCUUCUGGAUUGGCAAAACUUAAUCAAGUUUGUGUUAAUUGUUGUAGCGCAGGAGAGGGUUGCAAACUCUAUGAUAAUGAUGGAUCUUUACUUUGUACUGGGGAGCCUCAAAGUAUUUCCACAGCAUAAGGAAGUUGGUUAUUUCUAUUCAAUGUUGUAGUUUAUUAAUGUAUGAAAUAAAAGAAUGAAUGGUGAUAUAUGAUGCUAUUUUAUUAAAGUUCAAAUUAAAUAAUUAAAGGUUUCAGUGAAUUGGAUUCAA